Molecule: messenger RNA, 3546 nt
Organism: Linum tenue
Lineage: Eukaryota; Viridiplantae; Streptophyta; Magnoliopsida; Malpighiales; Linaceae
Source: the annotation of a GenBank genome assembly
CUGCUCCACCAACCCAUCUCUCCCUGCGGACAAAAUGGCGGCUGCGGCGGCGGCUCCGGUGGCACAGUGGGUGCCCUGUUGAGGAAAGAGAUCGAGUAUUUUACCAAUUUGGAGCACUUUGAGUAUCCUCGUGGAAGCCUCCAAGCUCAAGGGAAUUCAAGGAAAUUGGCUUCAGGGAGUGGUAAAGGUAUAGGUAAUACUGCUGCUUCACGAAGUAGUAGUGGAAGAUCGUUUUGGCCGUUGAGAAUUCGGUGGGGAAGGAAGAAAUCCGCCGGGGCCGGCGGCGGCGGCAGCGGCGGAGGAAUGCUUCGUCCGGGGAUGUGCUCCGCCGUGGAUGUUGGUCGGGAUGGCGUUGGGAUGAUCUCCGGGAGGUUUGGUUAUCGAGUACUUAAGCAAGAUGACUUAUCGCUAGAAUUCGCAGCGAUCCCCAAGAAUGCGCCAUCGUCGUCAAUGGUGAUCUUCAGAUCCUUACGAGCUCUGACGUCGAAACAACAGAACAUAAAUGCCGUCGCCGGAACCCUAACGUAUCACCGAAGCUUCCUCACCGCAUCCACCUCCACUUUCCCUUCCUCUUAUGCCCUCCUUCCAUCCCUCCCUCGCUCUCCGUCUUCACCGCCUCACUGCUUCCUCUCUCCGCUCUCGAAAUGGAUCGCUGCUCCGCUUCUUCUUCGAGGCCAUCUCUUCCUCGCUUCGCCGCCGUGGAAGCUGCUGCAGUCCUCGACCCCACUCCACCUGCGCGGGAACGGUGCCGCCUUGGCGCUGCUGAGGAAAAGGAGGGCGGAGGCUCUGAAUCGGUUGAAUUCGCGGCUCGAUUCGUUUAAAAGCAGGAUCAGGUCCUCCUCCGCGGUCGCCGCGACGACUGCAGCGCCGUACGGCUUCGUCGUGGAGGAGCAAUCGAGAAGAAAUCGCUCCGCGGCGGAAGAGUGGUUUUGGGAUAGUUUUGCGAAUUGGCCUAAUUUUAUCUCGAUCAGUCGUUUGGUCUCCGGGCCUUUUCUUGGAUGGAUGAUUGUUAACGAGAUGUAUUCUGCUGCCUUUGUGGGUUUAGCAAUCUCUGGAGCUAGUGACUGGCUCGAUGGUUACGUUGCGAGGAAGAUGAAAAUCGAUUCGGUAGUGGGUUCGUAUCUCGAUCCUCUUGCUGACAAGGUUCUCAUUGCUUCAGUUGCUGUAGCAAUGGUACAUAUGGAUCUCUUACACCCUGGACUUGUUGGAUUGGUUUUGUUUCGAGAUGGCGGACUGGUUGCUGCAACUCUAUAUCAUAGAGCUAGGAGCUUGGGUUGGAAGCGGGAUAGUUGGUAUGAUUUCGUCAACCUCAACGGAUCUGGUGCCGAGAAGGUUGAGCCUCUAUAUAUAAGCAAGGUAAAUACAGUUUUCCAGCUGCUAUUAGUCGCUGCAGCUCUUCUUCAGCCGGAUUUUGGCACGGUGGAGACCCAAGUAUAUGUAACCUACUUGAGCUGGCUGGUGGCCUCGACGACAGUCGGUUCUAGCGUAGCAUACGGGGCUAAAUACCUGAACAACAGAUCUGCACUACUCGCCAGGAAAUCAUAGCUUUCAUAGUUGAAUACCUGAACGGCCCAAGCAAAUCAGCACCGUCUUCUUUGAAGUCGUAAGAAUGGUGUAAUUGCAGCAUCAGAAGCGAUACUGAGACAUGAAGAACUGAUGAAUUUUGUUGUCAGAAUGUACAGCAGAGUGUUACGAAGUUGGACUACUGAUUCAGUUUGUUGUCAGUCUAGUGUAGUAGAAUUGAAGGCGAUAUUGAGGUUCAUGGCAAAUGUAUAUAUUAUGAUUCUCGUUAAAUCGGCGAGUGACCAAGUUAUAUGCAUCCUACGAACGCAAUAUCAGUCUGCAGUUUCAUUUACUGCUGAGAAAUGGGAACCAAGUGCAGAUACAGAUCACAAAGGAGCUUCUCAGGCAGCUUUAACCAUCUGGCCAUCAAGUUACAGAAAACAAGCACAAACAUGUGACCGCGAUUAAUCGACAGAGGUGACAUCAAAGUUUAAUCAUUCAUGUGACUAAUCCACAUUUACAUGGAGAACCAAAACCCAUGAAGGCACUCGAUCUCAAUGAGCAGCGAACUGGUCGCAUUAUUAUCUUUUCGCAGAAACCGUCAUGAACUACCAUUGUCGUAUAAAAAUCAUCUGCCAUUUCUAACCUGUGAUGUUCAAUGUCAAUGGAAACAAACCCCCCAAAGAAAUGUUUUUACCUUACUGCGGCAAGCCAGCCAAAACCUCAUCCCAGAUAUGAGCAUUCUUGGAGAACUUCUCCUUCACUUGCCCUACAAGCUCCUUCGCCUCCUCAACUCUCCCUUCACCCGCAAGCCCAUUCACCAACAGCUUCAUCGUCGAGAAAUUCGGCACCCAUUUCUUCUCCAUACUCUCCUUACAAAUUGCGAAAGCAGCAUCGAAAUCCUUCCCCACGCACAAGUAGUAGAUCAAAGUGAAGUAGCACUCGAUGGUAGGCUGAUGUCCCCUGCCCACCAUGCUCUUAAAGAGCUUCUUGGCUUCCUCCAAAUCCCCUGCUAUACAGAACCCAUGAAUCAACUCGGCGAAAGUAGUGGCAUUCGGCUUGGGGCCUUCUUUCAACAUCUUAUCGAGCAAAGCCAUAGCUUCCCGAGCUCGCUUCAGCUUGCACAAGCUCUGAAUCCUGACAUUGUAGGUAGCAGUUCCAGGGGAGAUCGAGUACUCUGUCUUCAUCAUGUCCAAAACUUUCCCUACUUCUUCAAACUUCUCUUCCUUGUAGAACCCUGCCAGCAGGUGGGAGAAAGUAGUAGCGUUAGGCUUGAUUCUGUUCUUCUUCAUCUCUCCCAGGAGCGAGUAAACCGAGCUCGAACUACCGGACUCCGUAAAGGACUUGAUCACGGUGUUAUAAGUGUCUAGAUUCGGACUGAUUGAGUAUAUCGCAGGGAAAUCGACGAAGAUCCGCUUUACCUCGGCGUAGUUCUUCACGAUGGCGCAGGCGAAGAGCAACGCGUUCAGCGUCUUCACCGAACCGGAUUCGGAGCCGGCGUCUUCGUGGUGCUUCUUGAAGGUGGCGAUCGCGUCGUCGACCAUGUUGGCCUGGCCGAAGAGGACGAUGGCCUGAGCGGCGAAUUUCUCGGUGCGGAGGUCGGGGCGGUCGCGGCGGUGCUCGUCGAGGAGCUGCUUGACGUAGGAGAACUGAUUGGAUUCGGAGAGCUUGGUGACGGCGACGGAGAAGGCGAUGCGGUCGAGGUGGAGGUCGGGAGUCAGAGACGCCGCGCGGCAGAUCUCGAGGAUCUUCUCCGGGUUCUGCUCGGAUUUGAGGAGGGAGAGCGCGGCGCGGGUUUUGUCCUUGGCGGAGAGGGGAGUCUUGGAGUCCGGCGAUAGGAUCGUGGAGAAGUUGCAGCGCCCGCGGUGGGCGGCGGUGAGGGAUUGGAGACGGAGGCGGGAGAAGAACGCCAUUGUUGUUGCUGGAUUGAGAUCGGUAGAGAGGGAAGGAAGAGAGCUCUGUGAAGGAACUGGAAGUGGUUAGGGUUUCUUCGAGAAUCAUUCUCAGGUUUGUGAGGGGUUUUAGGGAAAUGAUACGGUGUGG